GUGGAGACGGGGAAGAUAGACGAACGGCAACGGAGCGCUUGGAAAAAUACUGAGCAAACUGGUACAUUUCACUCAGGCAUGAGAUUAGCGUGAGGCGACAUCUACAGAGUACGAUCUCAGGUGGAUUCCGACCUAGUGACCCGCUUUUGUUUAAAAAGAAGUUUCUUCAAAUAGGUGGAUUUUGAUAUCGAUUAUUAUGGGUUCCAAAAGGCACCGUUCAAAGACCUCGGCGGCUGUGCACAACUCGCGAUGCUCUCCAAUAGGACUUUCACUACUGAUGCUUCUUCUACCUUUGUCUGUUGCCUUCAACUUGGAUGUGGAGAAUCCUGCUGUGUAUAACGGACCCAAUGGCAGUUAUUUUGGGUAUUCGGUGGACUUUUACACGGUUGAGUCAAGUGUGAGCAUUAUAGUUGGAGCACCCAAAGCCAACACCAGCCAGCCCAACAUCAGAGAGGGAGGUUCAGUCUUCUAUUGUCCAUGGAGCCUCAGCCAAUCACAAUGCAGCAGCAUUGAGUUUGAUCGAUUUGGAGAUCUAAAUAUGACUGUGAAUGAUGCAUUGCACCAGGGAGAGUUCAAAUCCCAUCAGUGGUUUGGAGCGACUGUACGAGUACAUGAAGAUAGUGUGUUGGCUUGUGCCCCCCUAUAUUCAUGGAGAACCAUGGAGGACACGCCUCAUGCCGAUACUACAGGCUCAUGUUAUCUCUCCAUCAAAAACUUCACCAAGUUUGUUGAAUACGCACCGUGUCGCACAGAAUUCCUCGGAAGAAAAGACCAAGGCUACGGUCAGUGUGGAUUCAGCGCUGAUUUUACUCAGGAAGGAAAGGUGGUGCUUGGAGGACCUGGUAGUUACUUCUGGCAAGGACAAGUGAUCACUGCAGUAAAACAAGACAUUGUCAAGGCUUAUUAUCCUGGAUUCUUCUUAACAUCAGUGCAUGGCCAGAUUCAAACCAGACAGAAAAAAGAGAUCACCUUUGAUGACAACUACAUGGGUUACUCUGUGGCUGUGGGCGAAUUCAGCGGCGAUGAUGAUGAAGACUUUGUGACAGGAGUUCCCAGAGGAGUAAGACUGCACGGACAGGUUUCUAUUCUCAAUGGUUCUCUGGAUAAGCUGAAGACCUUCACUGGUGAGCAGAUGGGAUCCUAUUAUGGCUAUGCAGUGGCCGCUACAGACAUUAACAAUGAUGGGAUGACAGAUCUUCUGGUUGGUGCUCCCAUGUUCAUGGUUCGUGACUCUGAUGGGAGGUUGGAGGAGUUGGGUCGGGUCUACGUGUACCUGCAGAACGGACCUCUGGAUCUCACCCCUCAGCUACCUCACCUCACUGGCACACAGACGUUCGGCCGGUUUGGCAGCUCCAUCACACCUCUAGGGGACCUUAAUCAAGAUGGCUACAAUGAUGUGGCCAUCAGUUGUCCAUUCGGUGGGGAAAAUAAACAAGGAUUGGUCCUAAUUUAUAACGGGCACGCUGCAGGACUCUGGAACAAGCCGUCUCAGGUGAUCGCUGGUCAAUGGGCUUCAGCCAUGCCGUCAGCUGUGCCUGCCAGUUUUGGUUAUGCCCUCCGUGGAGGAAAGGACUUGGAUAGCAAUGGCUACCCAGAUCUCAUUGUUGGUGCAUUUGGUGCAGAUACUGCAUUUCUUUACAGGUCUCGUCCUAUUGUAAACACCAGCGCAACCCUAAGUGUUUACCCAACUAUGAUUAAUCCAGAGGAGAAAGUCUGCACCAUAAACCAGGGGAAUGAGACCAUGCACGUGUCCUGCGUCAACCUGAGCCUCUGCCUCUCAGCCAAUGGGAAACACCUACCAAAUAAUCUCGAGUUUAACAUUGAUGUUCAGCUGGACCGUCUGAAAUUGCAACAGAAGGGGGCCGUACGGAGAGCUUUGUUUUUAGACACCCAGCUACCCAGUCUACAGAGAACACUAAAUGUGCAAAAUGGAGACAGGGUCUGCAGUGAAACCAAGAUCUACCUGCGGGAUGAGAAGGAGUUCAGGGAUAAACUGUCUCCGAUCUUCAUUGCGCUCAACUUUAGCCUGAAUCCACAAGCUGCGGCAGACAGACACGGCCUGAGACCCAUCCUCAACUACCAGACAGCAGAGAUCAUUGAACAGAAAGCCCAGAUUUUACUGGACUGCGGAGAGGACAACAUCUGUGUCCCUGACCUGAAACUCUCUGUGCAUGGGGACAGGAAGGAAGUGUACAUGGGUGAUGACAACUCACUGACCCUGACUUUUAACGCAAAGAACGAUGGAGGCGGAGCGUAUGAAGCGGAGCUAUAUGUGGUCUUGCCACCAGAGGCCGACUACAGCGGAAUAGCCCGCAAUAAUGAGAGUCUGACCCAGCUGACUUGCAGUUAUGAGACGGAAAAUCAGACCCGUUACCUCAGCUGUGACUUGGGGAACCCUAUGAAAUCGGGCACCAGCUUAUGGGCCGGACUGCGAUUCACAGUACCACGUCUGAAGGACACACACAAAUUUGUACAGUUUGACCUGCAGAUCCGCAGUAAAAAUGAGAAUAACUCCCAAAGUGAAGUCGUCCCCUACAAGGUGGAGGUUGUAGUUCAGUCUGAUGUGAUUCUGCAAGGCGUCUCUCGUCCCGACAAGGUCUUCUUCCCCCCUCCGAACUGGAAGGCGGCCAAGAAUGUAAUGGUUGAACAGGAUGUCGGACCCUCUGUCCGGCAUAUUUAUGAGUUGGUGAACAACGGGCCGAGUCGUAUCAGUCACACUCUACUGCAGCUGAAAUGCCCCAUGAAGCUUCAAAGUAACAGGUUCAUUUACCCACUGGAGGUCACAACUGAGGGUCCCAUUAACUGCACCACCCAUAACAUAGUCAACCCCUUGAACCUUAAGCUCCAGCGGUCAUCUACAGAGCAGCCUCCCUUACGAGUUGCAGCACAGGAACACCAUAUCGAGAAGAGAGAAACGCACAAGGCCGAGCUGUCCCAACUGACCAAUCUGUCUUGCUCUAAUGUGGAUUGCUGGACUCUAACGUGUAAUGUUGGCUUGUUGGAGCGAGGGACGAGUGCCAUACUACAGGUUCGCUCUCGGAUCUGGGCUGAAACAUUCAUGGAGAAUCCAUUUAAAAACAUCAUUCUGGAGUGCCUUGCUAGUUACAAAGUGGAAAAGAUGCCUUAUGCCAUAGUGCCUAUUGUAAAUCCUAGUGGUGCUAAAAAGAUGGUCACUCCUGUGGUCUGGAACAAGCCAGACAGUACAUAUGCUGUUCCUCUGUGGAUCAUCAUUUUAGCUAUUCUAGCCGGCCUUCUGCUGCUUGCACUGCUGAUCUACGUCCUCUACAAGCUUGGUUUCUUCAAGAGAACUCCCUACAGCACCGCCAUGGAAAAAGCCCAGCUCAAACCUCAGGCUGCAUCUGAGGCCUAAACUACUAAAGAAUUUAGAGAACCAUACCAAAAACGUUUCUUCACCAGAGGCCAUCCAAAGGUUACUUGCUGUUUUUAAAAGACUAGACUGCAGUAAAGGAAUAGGGAUAAAAGAUCACUGGAUCUUCACUGCACUAGAUGAUGAGACCCUGAAGACUCAAAGCCAAAUGAAUGUUGACAUACGUGUUUAUUUUACGUUAUUGUUAUGCUUGCUGUGGGUUUCGAUUUUUAUUCACCAAUUAUAGUCUACCACUUACAAACAGUUUGGGUUAAUCUUAACCAAAACUCAGAAUCGCUUGCCUGGCAACCGCUAAAGGAGAUAAACAGAGUCUCUCCUACGGAUUUUGCCCAAGACUCACUCAUCUGCACUAAUAUUAAGAGUAACAUUUAUUAUGUCUCAACACUUUUUUUUGUCUUAGUCCCCACCUCAUAUAUUGUAAGUGUUUCAGAUGGUUAAACAAUCUGCAGUGUAGCAUUUUACAUUUUCAUCAUGGUAUUUCACAAUUACACCAAAAAACUUCUUUGCAGUAUUUCACAAACAACCAAAGACUUUAAUACAGGUGGUGUUUUGUUUGUUUGUUUGUUGUGUUUUUAAAGUGAAAACGAGGUCGUUGGAUACCUCACAUGGACCCUCAUCUCCAGUUUCCUGCUGUUUGUUUUUCUGUAGAUUCUUUUUUUUAAUUGUGAUAUCUUUAUUGAAAGUCUAUGCAGGGCCAUUGCUUAAUUUCACUGGACAUGGGACAACAUUUUGAUGGGUGGGCCCUAAUCAUGGGCCCAAAUUGUAGACUAUACAAUAGGGGAUAUUACUGGGGCCCCAUUAUCACAGACCCUGGUUGCCUCAUCUUGACAAUGGCCUUAGAUAGAUUUUCAGUUAGAAUGAGAUGUUUUCAGCUCAGUCACCUCUGUAUCUUUUAUAAAAGACAAGCCAAAUGGUUUCGGGUAUAUUGUGGAAAAGCAGCAGACAUUACCAUUCAAACAUUGCCAGGAUCCUUCACGGAAGGCGACUGUUCUUCCCCGCUGACUACCAACUCUUUCUGUCCUGUUAUGUUCCAAAGUUUACUAUAACAAAUGGUAACGGUGCCUUAAAAGUGCCUGGGACACGACUGGAUCUACACAGAGCCUGUGAAACCUUGCGAAUGCCUUGAAGCAGAGCUGUGCUUUGCCUUUUACGAUAUCAGACUCUUGGAGCCAAAGAGCAAAAAGAGUCAGAAAAUGGGGGCCGAUUACUUCCCACAUGUACCCUACAGUUGUCCCUCCAAACUUCUGUGGGCGAACAGAGAACCACUGUGGACUUGGAACAAGAUUUUUGCAAAGUCCAUUUGUCAGUGCAAAUGCAGGUUAUUGUUUACACACACAUAUACAUACAUAAAGACAUAGUUCAUCCAAAAUUGAAAAUUAUUUUAUGUUGUACCAAACAGGUAACUGUUUUGGAAUGACAUGAAAGUGAGUAAAUGAGAGAAUUUUUAUUUUUGUGAGAACUAUCCCUUUUGUACAGCAUAGUUAACCACACAAAUGGUGUUUGAGGUCAAAAUCAAUUGACUCAUGGACUAAAAGCAAACCUCUUCCAAGGCAGCGGCCUCAACCAGGGAUUGAAUGUUGAAAUACACCUGUAAAGUUGUUUGUUUUGUGUGUAUUGUUUGUGCAUGUAGUGUUAAUCUGCUUGUGUGUGACCCUUUGUGUGUUUAUGGAGAGGUGUGUGUCUGGAUGUGAAGAUAUGAGAGAUUUUUGUCAAAAUGCUUAUGGAGAGCCAGAGUGAAUGACAUUCAGAGUGUAGAAAUGCCUCCGUACAUCAUGGUGCUGAAGUGGCCGAAUUAGACAGGAUGCAACUGCAAUCAUUCAGCAUGAAAGUUUCAGCAAGCCACUUAGAGAGGGAAUGCAGUUGAAACUGUGGAUUAUGUAGGACCUGUAUGGAAGUGCAAUAUUAUUAUUAUUAAUUUUUUUGUUAAUUACAAUAAUUGUAAUAUGGAGGGGGGGGCGGUGUUGUAAGGUUCUCAGUUUGAGGGAUGAAAUUAGCCCGGAAGUACAGUGUAGUCAAUUGUGUGGCCAAACAAAUGUUUAGAUGUCAACAUUUGAAUGGCACAAAUGGUUAUUCCAUUGCCCAAAAAAAUAAAAUAAAUAAAAGGCCUAUUUUCAAUCGUUAACUAUUUUUGUGCCAUAAAAGUCCAGUAAAUUGUCUUGUCGACGAUACUGCCUGUGGUAUUUUAUGAACACUUUUACUGUAGUUUUUACGUUAUACAGCAACACUACUUUCACAAAACCAACUAAUUGACUCAGAGACCACUUGAAUACUUUUUAAAUUUUCAUUAAUAUGUUAUCUCUUUUGAACAUUUUCAAAAAAAAAAUAAAAAAAAUAUUUAUUCCUCAAUGUUAGGUUUUUUUUUUUUUUUUUUUUUUUGGCAAUUAAAGCAGGAGGAAACACUGGGUUUGUCUUUUUUUUUUUUUUUAUAAUUUUUUUUUUGCCAAAUUCCUGUUUUUGUUUUGAGUUGUAAAUAUAAGUUUGGUGAGGAGAAUAUUUAAAUUUUUAGCUGAUACUGAUUUGACAUUGUAUUUCAUCACCCCAUAUUGGGGAGAAUUAGAGGUAUGUUCAAGUAAUUAUUUGUAUUCACAGUUUUCAUUUUAAAAUAAAUCUUUUUCUACAAAUUCUGAUUGUUACUCUGACAUUUAAUUUCCUUUCUGUUAUUAUUUAGCAUAAUUGUUCUGUGGAAUCUACUAAUAUAUCGCAGCAUAGAUUUUCCUUGUGCCCGCUAGAAACUUCUGACACCCCCCUCCCGGUCACAUGAAGAGACGACCACUUUCCCACCCUAAAGAUAAAAAAAUA
Molecule: messenger RNA, 6187 nt
Organism: Xyrauchen texanus (razorback sucker)
Lineage: Eukaryota; Metazoa; Chordata; Actinopteri; Cypriniformes; Catostomidae
Product: integrin alpha-5-like
Exons: 30
Coding region: 197-3370 (1057 amino acids)
Biological process (GO): cell adhesion mediated by integrin; integrin-mediated signaling pathway; cell-matrix adhesion
Cellular component (GO): integrin complex; external side of plasma membrane
Molecular function (GO): integrin binding
Source: RefSeq, a predicted model, not a curated record